AAAAAACCCGCUCAGUCCACUGUAUGAAGAGCGCGCUUGGAAAACUAUGUCAAUCAGUUUGAAACCAUUGGGCUUGAAUUGGGUAUGACUUACUCAAACUUGUCGACACUGAUCAUCGUUCUUCCCUAUAGUAGUAUCUGGGGCUUAUCGUGCUUUCCGUGGUCUCUUCCGCCGUCUCCUGAUAAGGAACGCUACCUUGAGCUGUCGCACUCAUGCAUGCCUCUCCGUACAAGCCCCCUCAGGCUCGAAUUCCGCACUUCACUAGGGUCGAUCUCGGAGAACGACUUGUCAUAUUGAUACCUCCUUCCACUGUUCCUGAUAUCGUGCAGAUUACGGACGUCAAACCUGUUGCUUCAUACUCGUGCGUGCCAUCUAAGUAUCCAAAACUUGUCAUACCAGGGUCUCCGAACAUAUGGACGGACAAUAUCCCCAAGCGCGUCAAGAAGGACCGCGAGACGCGCAUGCAGGAGCGCAAGGAAGCAUGCUUCUCAUCGCCUGUCCCCCUCUUCAUCGCCGUCGAUACUCUUCACGAUGGAAAGUUCAAGUAUGAUACGCUGGAUGUUAUCACAGACCGCAACAGCCUGCGGAAGCUCCUGCGCUGGGUGACCGGCUCCAACUCGAAUCCGUUUCGUAUCGACGUCCAGCGCUCCGGAAAGACCUGUAUCUUCACCAAGGUCAAGACAGCCGACCACUCCGCCCAGACCACCGGGUAUGGCCUAGGAUUUGAGGCAGCCGCCACUCGGCCAGGCCCUGGGUGCGAAGGGACAUACGGUCACUAUCGGAUAAUCACCUAUGACUUCGGGGGACUCCAAGUCCUUAUCCGUUUUGAAGUUGACGCCUGUCUUUCUGCCGACACCAACGAUAACGUCUCGGACGAGUUGGCGUCAGCCCUCUCCGAGCUCACGGUUGACACCUCCACUUCGACUCGGCAGGCCAAUGUCGAUGUUAGGUACAGCGACUUUGGCUUGUCAGUCGAGCUGCAGUCAUCGCGGGAGCUCGUCCCCCAGUCUUCGCUCAUCGAUCUCGUCACGCGCACCAUGAAGGGUGAUGUGCGUUGGCAGGAGGUCUUUCCGCAGAUGUACCUCUCUCAGACGGAGUAUUUAUAUAUUGCGAGGCACGAACGCGGUAUGUUUGGUAACGUGGAGAAGGUGAGGCUUAAUGGGGCCAUGUCCGAUGAGAUAGCCCGUCGUAGGCGCCGGGUGGAGACCGUCGAGAUGCCGAAGCUCAAGGCGGCCUUGGACGCAAUUUUGUCGGUGGUGAGGAAGGUUGACGAUGGUGUUCAGCUGAGCCUGGUCAGGGAAAGGGGAGAGCUUGCUCUAUAUAAGCUAAGGCAGGGUAAAGGACCUGGCGAAAGUGGAUCACGCGGUCAAGGGUCAUGA
This is a messenger RNA of Coniophora puteana RWD-64-598 SS2, 1379 nucleotides long. RefSeq lists its product as uncharacterized. The transcript is spliced from 4 exons. The record is from RefSeq and is a predicted model, not a curated record. NCBI's taxonomy places the organism in Eukaryota, Fungi, Basidiomycota, Agaricomycetes, Boletales, Coniophoraceae. Bases 213 to 1379 code for a protein of 388 amino acids.